Drosophila guanche is the source of this 2165-nucleotide messenger RNA. RefSeq names its product peptide-N(4)-(N-acetyl-beta-glucosaminyl)asparagine amidase (gene Pngl). The record is from RefSeq and is a predicted model, not a curated record. The transcript has 6 exons. Gene Ontology annotation, molecular function: peptide-N4-(N-acetyl-beta-glucosaminyl)asparagine amidase activity. Gene Ontology annotation, cellular component: cytoplasm; cytosol; nucleus. NCBI's taxonomy places the organism in Eukaryota, Metazoa, Arthropoda, Insecta, Diptera, Drosophilidae. The coding region runs from base 91 to 1989 and encodes 632 amino acids. Gene Ontology annotation, biological process: protein quality control for misfolded or incompletely synthesized proteins; glycoprotein catabolic process; protein deglycosylation.
CCCCCCCCCACCAUUCCAAACAUCGAAAAGCGAACCGAAUCCAGACGACUCCGCAUAUAACGCAUAUAAUUUAAUAGCGGCGGCAUCAACAUGGUGGACAUUAACCUGGAGUGUGUGCACUUUAUUGAGCCGAAGACCACCCGGUCCACAGAGCAGCAGCAACAGAAUGUGAAAAACGCAUACCUCGAGGCGGUGCGCAUUUUGUUGGUUCUGCUGGAGAACGUACUCUCCCAGCCGAACAACACAAAGUUCCGCACAAUCCGUCUGGAAAAUAAGGCCAUCAAGGAAAAGCUGCUCUCCCUACCGGGCUGCGAGAGGCUGCUAGAUGCCAUCGGCUUCAGACGCGCCCCCAAUUCCAACUCUUAUACGCUUCCCAGCGAUGUUUCCUUACAUCAGAUUCAGAAGUACCACGACGUACUAAGCGAGCGGCGCACGGCUUGGCUCAGUGGAGCCAUGCCAAAAGGUCCAGCUCAAACAACCGCCGCCUGCAGCACUCCUUCGCCGUUGUUCAUAAAACCAUCGGUGCAUUAUCGGCAACGUAUUACCUUUCCGCGAGUGCUGCGUACGUCCAAUCGAUUUUUGCAGUCACUGGAGCUCUAUUCAGAUGCCGUUAUGCAGUAUGAGGACGAGCUGCUGUUGGCAGCUGGCCGCAGCUUAAUUCCAGUUGACGACCUUACCUCCAAGGCAAGCGAAAAGAUGAUCGACAUGCAGGACCUUAUUGCAUCUGGGGAGUGCAGCCAGAAAGAGCCUUGCAUUCGAGAUCUCUUGCUGGUUGAGCUGGUGAAUUGGUUCAACACGCAGUUCUUUGAGUGGGUCAACAACAUACAAUGCCAGGUGUGUGGCAGCGAGGAGAGCAAGCUGCGCCGCACGCAGACUGAAGGUGAUGUCCGAGUGGAAGUCAACGUCUGCUGUGGCCAGGAGAGCAAGUUCUAUCGUUAUAACGACAUCUCCCAGCUACUAGUGUCCCGGAAAGGCCGCUGCGGCGAGUAUGCCAACUGCUUUACAUUCCUUUGCCGUUGCCUGGACUACGACGCGCGCCUGGUACAUUCCCAUUUCGAUCAUGUGUGGACUGAGGUUUUCUCGGAGACGCAAAUGCGCUGGCUACAUGUGGACCCCUCGGAUAACGUGGUAGACUCGCCGCUUAUGUAUCAGCACGGCUGGAAACGCGCCAUUGACUAUGUAUUUGCCUAUUCCCGUGACGAUGCCCAGGAUGUGACCUGGCGCUACACAAACAAUCAUCAAGAGAUUCUGCAGCUGCGCAAGCUGUGUGACGAAAAGGAGCUGAUUCAAACACUCAACGCCAUUCGAGAUAAGCGCCAGCAGAGCUGCAGCGCGGAGCGGAAAAAGUACCUCAGUCAGCGAAACAUGUUUGAGGUCAUCGGCUUGACCCUUGAGCGCAAACCGACAGAGAACGAGCUUAAAGGCCGGAGCUCAGGAAGCUUGUCAUGGCGUCAAUCGCGUGGAGAGCAUACCUUUACCAACAUUUUUGUGUUUUCUCCGAACGAAGCUGAGCUAAAGAAAUACCAGCUAAAUUUGCGCUACAGCUGUGCCACAGACACUUACGAACGCUACACCAAAGAUGACGGACAGAUUUCUUUGCUGGAUACCUAUAAAACAUGGCAAAGUGCUCAAUUUUCUUCGAAAAAUAUCUAUCGAAAGGUAGAGCGAGAUUGGAAAAUGGCAUAUUUGGCGCGUUUGGAGGACACGGACUGCGCUGAGAUCAUUUGGAAAUUCGAUUUUUCUAGGACCAAUCUGAAAGUGAAGUCCUACAAACUAGUAUUCGAAACGAAAACAUUUGGCGAAGGCAAAAUCGCCGUGUCAGUUCAAACCAGCGAUGGAAAGGAUUUCAUUGAGAACUCUAGUGAAUUUCAGGUAGUGGCCAAGCUGACGGGCGGAAAGGGCGAUGUGGCAUGGCAGCACACGCAGCUUUUCAGACAGAGCCUAAGUUCAAAAGAGUAUCCCUUCGAUCUACAAGUAGAACUUCACUAGAAACCUACCAAAAUUCAAGUAAAAAUGUAAAUAUUGAUUGACAGUCUAGAUACAAAUAUUGACUAUAGGAACCAAUAACAUAUACAUAUGUAUGUUUGUAUGUAUGGACAGGGUACCAAGUGCCAAGUCCUUUGUAAUUAAAAUUAAAGGGCAUGCCUCAGCGAACAUUAAAUAAA